Ornithodoros turicata is the source of this 2518-nucleotide messenger RNA. RefSeq names its product endothelin-converting enzyme 2-like. Gene Ontology annotation, molecular function: metalloendopeptidase activity. The record is from RefSeq and is a predicted model, not a curated record. Bases 150 to 2243 code for a protein of 697 amino acids. The transcript has 3 exons. Lineage: Eukaryota; Metazoa; Arthropoda; Arachnida; Ixodida; Argasidae. Gene Ontology annotation, cellular component: plasma membrane. Gene Ontology annotation, biological process: protein processing.
UGCAACGGUAGAUGCAGUACUCUCGAGGCUUCUUCGAAUGAACGCAAUAUUUCGUCCUUCAGGAUAACACACUUCCUUCCAAGAAAGGAGGCUACGUGAGUCCAGGCUGAUGCUAAAGGCCCGAUGCUAUAGGCAGGACAUGCUACAGUAUGAGCAGGAGCCGGAAGCUUAAUGCUACAGAAGCCUUAUCUACAUUUUCCGCAGACGAUAAAAAAGCCGGCAGUUAUUGCUUUCCCCUCGUGGCUGUAUUCGCUGUGGUACUGACUGUCUGGGUAACGCUCGGCCUCGUCGCCUUCUACUAUGCCAGUCGAGAUCGCAAGCAACAACAGGGCCAAGUGUUUUGCUGCCCUGACGUGCUGACCGACCUCGAGACCUUCGUCAAUCCCAACCUGGACCCUUGCGAUAACUUUUACGAAUACACUUGUCGCAGAUCGGUGGACGACUCCCUCUUCGGUGGCCUGAAUAACGUCUUCGACGACGUGCGCCGGAGAGUCUUGAAGAAUAUUAGCAACAACGUGUUUGCGAACAAAGUCAAGAGCAAGGCAAUGGUUGCUCUGGCGACAUUCCAUCUGUCCUGCUUGAACCCUAUGGUCGAUACUCAGGAAGCCGGGAAUCAGAUGAUCCAGGCACUUGGUUGGUUUCACGGCCGCUGGGGCGUCCUGUCGGCUAUGCCCAGCGAUGAAGACAUAGUGUUCCUUACGAUGAUCCUCUCGCUGAACUACAGGGCGCCUUCGGUGGUUUCCUUCAUGGUUGUGAGUGAGGGCUUCUCUAACGCAACCUCUCCCACAUCGUCGCGGAGACCAUCAAUAGACAUACGACCGGGUCGAAGUCUCGCAAACAAAUUCAGCGAUCACCAAGACAUCGAAAACUAUACUAUCAGCACCAUGCUGGGCUGGAUCAACCGUUACGUCCAAACUCUUAGUUCGCAAAGUGUUCUUGUCAGCGUUGAAAAUGUUCUAGCCGUAGAACGCGACUUGGCACUUGACUCGUACACGUGGACUGCCACGAACAAGAUAACCACUAGUCAACUGUCUCAACUGUGGCCACCCUUGAAAGCGUUCACCAUUAUCAACAUGAUAUCUCGAUCGUUACCAAAAUCUAUAAAAUAUUCCCACCUGGAAUCUAUUUACACUGCCAGCUUGGAUUAUAUCAGCUCGUUGACCCGUCGUCUUCUCAAGCCAGAGUACCGGCAUGUCAUUCAGCCGCUACUUCUGAUACACGCCUUCGUUCCCAUGGUACCAGAGCUGUUUUUGUUUAACUUCCGACACGAAGACAGAAGCAGGGCCAUUGACGCCUGUGGGACAGUCUCGCAGAAAGUGAAUGCCAUAUGGGAGAUGGCAACGUAUGAAACGCUCGAGAAUCCCAAAGUGAAUACCGAUGUUACAAAAAUGUUCCUGAACGUCCGGAGCGCACUUGCCGCAAGUGUGAACGGUACCAGCGACAUGGAGGAAUCGAGCCGCCAAGAAGCUGUUGCGAAAGUGACGAAGGCUCGGAUUGUCUUUCCAAACGACACCCUCUAUCACUCAGUGGAGAUUCCGUUAAUGGGGAACAAUUUCUUCGUCAAUAUAAUGGGCCUCUUACAGUACCACGAGGAAACUACGGUCAAGCACGCAAUCGACUCAAAGUACGACUGGAGCCUGACAGCCGUCAAAAAUUCCUUCACCUACUUCGGCAUCUACAACGCCAUUUCCAUCACGCUCUACGGCAUGCAGAGACCACUCUAUUAUUCGAACGCGGAAGACUUCAUCAAUUACGCCACCCUCGGUGUCCACCUGGCUAGUGCUCUUUUCGAAGCCAUUGGAUUCUCGGGGAGCAGACUUGACUCCAACGAGGAGCGAAGGGACUGGUGGACGGAAAAGACGCUUUCGGCUAUGGAGGCUGAAAAGAAGUGCUACGUAGCACACUACGUCCAUCCAGGGAAGGCCUCGGCCGUGGAGUUCGAGGCCUACUACGACACCGUCAUAGCCGUCGCACGAUCUCUGGAAUUGGUCUGGAACAUGAUGGCAGACAAACUGACUGACAGGACGAUAGUGCAACGACCGAAGUGGAACUUGACGCGGAAGCAGCUGUUUUUAAUCAGGUUCUGUCAGUCCUGGUGCCGCUACUGGACAUCUCCGACCCCGGACGCUUGGCUUUGCAAUAUACCUCUGCAGCGUCUGCGAGCCUUUGAGUUGGCUUUCGGCUGUCUACCAGGCCAAAACAUGACCGGUGGAAAGUCGUGUAAUAUGAUAAUCCCAGAAUGAUGGGCGUUUUAUGCCCUGGUGCUUCCCUGCGUGGUACGGUUUGACGUGAAGUGCGUGUAUAGUGUGCGGAAAUCGUAUUUGCAAGUGUGCCAGCGAACGUGAUAUUGAUCUGGACAAGAGCGUUACCUGUACACGCAUGAACUGAGUGGAACAGAAAUAUUAGCAUUAGCUGUGUAUAUAGUACGAACGUAAAACAUAAAGAGCCACUUCCUUUCAAUAAUCUCGCCACGUUUAGUUUCAAAAAACUUAAAUAAAAUUGUGUUGUGGAAAGAGUU